CACUAGUUGCUCAAACAGACGUAUCUCCAACCCUUUGGACGGACCAGGGAGGACCUUCGCGCCGAGAACCCGCUGCUGGGCGGAAAGGAGGUUGUGGGCGGUCUGCAGGAUGCCCAAGAGCUACGAGCUGAAAUUAAGAGAGGCGGAAGAAAGGAGGCGGAAGCCAAACAAGCAGCAGCAGGAAGAGAUCUACAAGGCCAUCGAGGGCAAGUCGCAGAAGAUUAUGUUGGGUUUCGACCAUCCCGAAUCACUGCAGUUUGAGAUGCAGCUCACCUGGGUGGAAGACACCUGGACCAUCGACCAGUUGCACGACCACCUCCUGUCGGAGGUUCGCCGCAUCGAUGCUGAGUACAGGCGGAAGCCUUUGCAGGGCAACUAUUCGCAGAAGUAUGUGUGGUUCGAUCGGUUUCUUUUGAGACCUCGGGUGCAGGGCAGAGAGCUGACGCUACAAGAUUAUGGGAUUGAGCCAGGCUUUCGGGUGAAGAUCAGCCCGUUCUACCAAUCUGAAAUGGUUUGGGGACAGCCAUGGCCCUUCGACUUCCGCAAAGAGCGUCCAAAGGAUCAGGUGCUCCCUGCAGAGGAUCCAGAUUUGUUACUUCGCUUAGACAAAGGUGGCGCUGGUCUUUCGACUCGCGUGAUCUUCUUCCCAUGGCUCGGCGGAAGCAGUUCUGCGUACAUUCCGGUCGUGCAGAAGAUGCCCAAGGAUGUUGCUUGCUAUGCACUGGACAUGCCUGGACGGGGACAGCGAGAGGAUGCCGAUGGCUACCCGAGCGGCCUCUUUGCCGUCAAAGUCAUCGCCAUGACUUUGGCCAAGGAGCUGCGCCGUGGCUCGAACUACGUCUUUGCCCACUCGCAGGGAUCCCAUUUCGCCUACUACGUGGUGAAGCUCUUGCGAAGCAAUUACAAUGUGGACGUGAAGGCCCUCUUCGUGAGCAACUUUGCAGUGCCCAGCUCGAUGGCUCCCUUGGAGCUCGACACGUUGAAGAAGAGGCAGGCGCUGUGCGUGCCGCUGAGGAUCUUCACCCAUCUGGUCAAGGGAGGCUGGGGCUGUGACCCCAAGCUUGCCUAUAAGAGCCACAUGGGAUACCAGGCAUAUCAGAGCCAAGAGCUUUGGCCAGUGGCGCGGUCACUCAUUAUUGACCACUGGAUUACCAAGGACUUCCCCCUGCCCCGUGCAGACGAGCCUCUGCAUUGUCCCAUAGUUGCUUUCUACGGCAAGGAAGAUCCUGCCGUGUCUCUCGCACAGGUGAAGCAGUGGCAGUACCUCUCUUCCCACCCAGACGUCUUCAAGGUCAUCCAGAUGGAUGGUGCUCACAUGUGGUUCCAGAACAGCAGCACCAUGUGCGAAGCCUUGGCCACCGAGCUGGGGAAGCUUCUGCGGAAGUUCUGAAGACGGAGCGAUGGAAAAAGCAGGGAGCGAUGGACAUGGAGCGAUGGAC
Durusdinium trenchii is the source of this 1439-nucleotide messenger RNA. NCBI's taxonomy places the organism in Eukaryota, Dinophyceae, Suessiales, Symbiodiniaceae. The record is from the annotation of a GenBank genome assembly.